CGCGUGCGCUCUGUGAACAGCUGGAAGGUUCCCUCUACUUGUGGCUGAGUCAACAAUUACGCUUCAGCGAAACGCGAACCUGAGAUUUGUCGUCAAGCGGGUCGCUUUGUCCGUCACAAAGAGUGUCGGUAGACGUUGCUUUCGGUCAAAAUCGCGCGGAACGGGCUUGCGCCUUGGUGUGUUUUCGUCGUGGUUCUUUUCUCGCCUCUCCCAUCUCAACGACAGUUGGCGCGUUGUGUCGCGCGGCUUUUCCCGGCUUCUCCCACUUUGUCGAAAGGAAGGAAUGCGAGGCGAGGCAGCGGAAGAGAAAGCCGUGACGAAGCUCUGGGGCGCCGGAGCGAGUCGUCAUUCAGCUCCCACUGCCGCGAAGAAACCCAACCACGAGGGCUGCGCUUUUUUUCGCGCACCAAAAUGAGGAGCACAGAGGAGGAGGGCAGGCGACACUCUCUGCGGGAUUCCACCGUUGUAACGUAUACAGCGGUACGUUGUUGACGAUAUCUUUCCACAGCGGCGAACUCUACCGCUUUCCCAGCUUCUUUUCAGGAAUAUACAGAGAUUCCAUGCCAAGCAGUUUUCCUUGGCUGCACUCAACGACGGGGCUGGGAUGACCCUCGCCGCUCUUCACAGCUUUUUAGUUGUUUUGGCUUCAACAGCCACUGGCGCUUCCCCAGUGAACCUGCUGCUUGCGAUUGUCUUGGCUUCCAGUUCGCUCUUUUUCCCGCAAAGACGAAGUAGCCUUCCACAGCGGCGGAGCCAACCCGGCGCUUGUUAGCCCCGGCGAGGCACAUUUGCCUGAAAAAUUUGUACGCUUUAAUUCGCGAUACACCUCUGUUAGUAUAUGCGCAUACUGAAACCAGACUUUUCCGUUGGCUCAGCCAUCUGCGGGAGUCCGCAGGAGGCUUGAAUCCCUUCUGUCACGACUGAUCCUCAUUCCCGUGUGCCUGGUGCCAGAAGCCGAUAUGAAGGCUUUUACAUGCACGUCUACGUAGAUGUCUUACAGCAUGCUAGAGGGACUCUAUUUACAUGCAUAGCGUCGCCGUGUCUUCCGUUUGUCACCCAUCCAUUAUUCGUUGUUGUGACUGACUCGGCCCUCGCUCUUGUCCCGCCCUCUUGGCCAAAUGCCUUCGCGAACGUGUGCGUCGUCCACACGUCUGGGCGGCUUGAAAAAAGACAUGGAGAAGCCACGUGUGUGGACGAAAGCAUCGAGCGCGGCGGCCACCACGCUCUCGGCUGUAGUGGCAUCCCGGCGCUCGUCGACUGCGGAGCUCGAGGGCACCGUUUCUGCAAUUUUUCGACGCCCUGCCGGCUUGCCUUCUCUGCGGGAUUCUACCCCGAGACGUGUAGAACAUAAAAAACGGGGUUUCCACGAGAGCUCAUGCACAGAGGCGCCCCCUGAGGGCGAGUCAGGAGACACGCGUUCAGGACGAGAUGGAGCAAGAAAGAACAGAGGAGAAACACCUUCGUCGGCGCCGAAUUCUGUCACUCCUGCGCACCUCAAUGAGACAGUGCCCUCUCCGUCCGCGCGACUCUCUCAAGGAUUUCAAAACCCGCAGUUCCACAGAAUGUACCGAUCUGACGGGCACAGAUUGACGCUGUCUGGUGUGAGAGAUGCGCGGCAAGUUGCCGGGUUGUCGGCAUUUCUCAGCCAAGUCACGACAGCGCCUCGCAGGUUUUCGUCGGGGCAUCGAAGCGCUUUGCAUGCUGCCCCUUGUCAACCCAGCAAUUCCUUUCAGGCGACUCGAGGGUCUCGCACAGCAAGCCGGGACGUUUCAGGCGGGACAAACAGAUAUCGGGAGUUUGAGGACGCGAACGGUAGCACUUUGCAUGCAUCUGCUUCGGCUGCACUUCCGCCGUCGUCUCGUGUCGCAGAGGCGAAGAGCUCUUCGUGCGAUGCCGUGGCGUUUGCAGACGCAGAAAGACCCUCAGGAAGCGACGACAAAAGAUCUCAGAGCCAUGCCGACACGGGCGGGGUGCUCAACAAGAGCCGAUCCGCCUCUGCGCUCUCUUCUGAGGGUGUGUCUCUUUGGGAGAAGAAGGGAGAGGAAGGUCAGAAAGAAGAACGACAGGUAUCGGCUGCUCUCGCGAGUGUCUAUCUAGACGAUGCCCCAGCCGAGGUGGUGGUGGCCGCCCUUGAGGAGUUACGCUCCUUCCCGCGGCUUCAGGCACUUCACAUCCAUCUCUGGGGGCUCGACUGGACUCCAGAAAUGAUCAGACUUCUCGGCCAAGUGUUCGCCGCGAGCGCUGCAACGCUGGAGUCUGUCACCCUUCGAUGUCGUGUGUCCGCUCCCGUGCUCACGGAGAUGCUCGAAAGGCUUCCAACGAAUGUGCGCUAUUUGGAUGUCUCCGAAAACAUGUUGGGGGGCGAUACGACGGUGGUUCCGGUGCUGGACACUUUGUUGCGCCGCAACGCCAUCGAAUCUCUUAAAGUAUCGCAAGUUGGAUGGUCGCGCGAGUCGAAGGAACUUUUUGCGAAGGCGGUCGAAAACCUCGGCGUCUUCAACUGUCUCCAGUGGCUGGAAGGCGUCGACCUUUCUGAGUGGCUUGCCAUUCCCCCGCAAGUUUUCAUGCAAGCUGCUGUGCCUGGACCACCUUGCAGCAGCGUGGCAGCGACGACCGCCCCCCUCGCGCAUCUGUAUGGACACCGCUCUGGCGUAUCUGGAGCUCCAGGCGCAAGUCGCGCUGCAACUGUCGCCUUGGCGAAAAGUCUGCCUGCAACAACUGUGAACUACACCCUGCUGCGCUACCUGCGAAUCCGGACGUUCCUGCCGAUGCUCGUCGGCAAGAAGGUUCGAGUUUGGUGGAAGCCCACAAGCGAGACGCAACGCACGGACUUCAGUGGACGCUACUGGCCAGCGCGGGUGGUUCACGGCUGUACAGACACCCUAGUCUGCAAGCUCGUGUACGACAACAAUGAGCAGGACUUCAUAUCUCUUCGAUAUCUGCAGCCUUACCACCCCUUCAAAUACGGUGGAGGCUGGGGAUGUUUGACCGACUCUUUUCCUUCUUCCUCCUCUGUUUCAUCUGCCUCUUCUUCUUCCUCUUUUUCUCAACCUUGCAAGAGUUUCGACAUGCCGGCGGAGCCUUGCACUGUCUCCGUCGCGGAGACAAUCCGGUGCGAGGCUCGCGUAGGGCGCGGGGCCUCACGCGGUCGUCGGAGCGUCGCUGCGGCUUCAAGAGACACUUUUGCCCUUUCGUCGUCUGUCUCCGAAAGGCUAUCAAUUGUCUCUGAAGCCUCACCGGUGGUGUCUCCGCGGCGCGGGCGAAGACAGCGGAGACAGGGUGGUGCGGCGCGAGGGGCGGGGCUCGAAGUCGAGGAGACAGGAGAGGGCGCGGAGACAGGAGAGGACGAGGAAGGAGACACCGUGGACGCAGGGUCUUUCGUGACCAGCGAGAGAGAGAGCGCGGGGAUAUCGGCGCGGGGGCGGAGACGCAGACCCCCUCGGGGAAAAGCGUCUCUGUUUGUCAGCGCGCCCCGGCAAGACGAGGAGACAGGAGACCAGACUCAGAGAAGAAAGAGGCGUCGCAGUGCCGGCAAUGAGGGAACAGAGGCGCGGCAGAGUUUGGAAGAGAACCCAGGGACCGAGUGCUUCCUCCCGCCUUCUGAGAAAAGCGUUUUGCAAUGCGCGUCUUCUUCCGGCCGUCAGGCUUCUCGCCUCCGCCCCCCAGCGCCCACGCGGCGCUCCGUGGAGUCCAAGGCGCCGUUCGGGUGCGGCCGCCGAGUGUCUCCUCGCCUGCAACUCCUCGCCCAGGGGAGACAGAAGAGCCACGGAUCACACGAAAGCAGCAGGGCGCAAGAACGCGAGGAGCCGGUGAAGGGCAGGGGGCCUGUGGGCUGCGGAGACAGGGCGGCCUCGCCUUUGCGUCUCAGGCGAACUUUGCGUGGGCGCGAAGGAACAGGCGCCUCAAAGGAGAGAGACGACACGGAGACAGGUGUGAUGCGUGAAGCCCAGAAGGGGGUGGAGACCGCAAGGUCGGGACUGGGAGAGUUCCAAAGAGAAGAAGGACUAGAGGGUUUGGGCGAGGACAGAGCAGAGUGUGUUUAUCUGGAAUCGACAGACACAGGGCGAGGCAGGCGGCGGCGAUCUCGAGAGAAGAGCAGUCAGGACGGCGAGAAGGAAGGUGGAAGAGACGCGCGACACAGGGCUGGCAGCCGCGAGAGCGACGACCGGUGCGGACGGCGCGAAGCAGCAGAAGCAAACGGGAUUGGAGACGCACUUGAGAGAAGCAUCGGAGUGGCUGCCAGGGCGAAGACGAGGAUGACAAGGGAAGGUCUCGCUGCCCACGUCUGUUCGACUCGUCGCGGGGGUGCAGGCGAAGAGGCUCUGGUGCGAGCGGAGACGGGGGCCUCUCGCGGAGACAAAGACGAGGGCGAGAGACGAGAGCAGGCGGGAGACAGACCCCUAGAGCAGCGGAGGCAAAGAGGAGAUUGUCUGUCUCCUGGAACAGACGAGAUGCGAGACCAACAAACGCGAGACGAAGCACUGCGAGCCCAGGGGACAGGAGAACAGAGACGCAAGAGUGACGGAGACCCUCUAGACGUCGCAUGGGAUGUUUGCUGCGGACCGGCGCCUGUCAGUCGGCAGGAGGUUGCGGCUGCUGCGUCGUUGUACCCUGACCUUUUCGAACAGAGUCUGUACACGUUUUUGCUGUCUCCUGAGAGAGAUGGCGAAGCGGAAGAAACUUCAGAAAGAAAGCGAGCUGUUGGACGCGAAGUCGGAGAAGAGAGGAAGGCGAGAGGAGCGCCGGGGGAGUCUUUUGCCCCUGCGGCCUCUGACAGUCCAGCCGGGGACGCAAACUCCAAGGAGUGUUCGCGGCCGGGAAGCCGAGCUCUCGGGACCCGCCGGAAGACUCAGGAGAUGCGAAAAGCAAAAGAAGACACGGAGAAGGCAGAGCGAGAAAAGGAAGGAGAAGCUCAAGAAAAAGGAGGAGAGAAGGGAGAGACCGAAGUUGUUUUCGAGACUCUCGAGGAUGCGAGCGUGAACUGCGAAGAAGGUCGAGUUCGAGUGGGAAGGAUGCCAUUGGCAGUCAUCGGAAAUGUUCUUCUUCCUGGCGAGUUGUGUGAAUUUCGAGACGAAGAAGAACAUCGUGGCAGCGACCCUUCUGAUUUCGUCGGCAUGGUCGUCGCCGUCAACUCUGAGGAGCCUCUGUACGUCGUGCGCUGCGUGUACCACGACGAUGACACUCUCCUGCAGAUCCAAAGUUCAGACAUUCGUCGCGCCGUCGUCGUGCCACUCGACGCGUGGAUCGCAUGGCGCUUCGCGCUCGAGAGGUUCCGUCUGAGAAGUGAAGAGUCUUCCUCGACAGACGCUGCCCAGCGAGGAGCUUCGCGCGCGGUGCCGAAUAGGCGAGAAGAGCCUCCUCCUCCGGCGUCUGCAGCGCCACAAGGACGAACGAAGAGGGUAGGAGCCACAAGCCGCGAGCUGUUGCAAGGCCAGGCCUGCGUCCCAGAACGACGCGCAGAGAUCCGAAGUCUCUUGAACCUGGGCUCCGGACAGAGGGAGACGAAUCUCCCAGCCGCGACUGCCUUCCCUUCGUUCCGCGAAGUGCCGCCGUUUGCAGCAUUUUACAUGCUUCCGAUCGCGACGUCGGCUAGGCUGCAGCAGAUGGCAGCGGCAGGCCGUCCGUCGCAGCCCCAGCGAAGCCCCGUCGAUCUGAAACUUCUUCCUGCACAAGACUUCGCGGAGGACUUUGCAGUGCGACAGGUCACUUUUGUAAGAGAGCGACAGGAGGCAAUGAAAACGGAGCGAGAGGCAGGAGGCAUUUCGGCGGAGGAGACAGAGAGUGGAACGAAAGGCACAGCGCCGCUUAACCAAGCGCUGCAGUGCGGGGGAGCACCCCAUACAAACGUAGCUGCUGCUGUGCACCCAGAGUGGGGGCAGGCGCAAGCGGAGAAACUCGGAAGAGCGCUGACGGCGGUGAAAGAGGAGGAGAGUGCGAAAGCAGCAAAGACGAGGAAGGCCGAGAGCGAGGAGAAGGCUGCUGCUGAAGCAGAAACGGCUGCCUACGCGAGUGCCGAGUUCGCGGUGGUGGCUCGACAGCGCGCCCCACACAAAGGCUUUGGACCUCGUCCCUGUCCUCUGGUGGGGCUGCGAAACAAAGCUAUGAGGCCGCUCUUCACGUUCCUCGCUCUCUCUGCUUCUCUCGGAAGCGAGUUCGUCAAACAACAAUUACACCCGAGGAUUCAACAGAGCGACCGACGAGCAUGGCUAGCUCUCCUCCCCAAAGCAGAUCUUUUGCAGAAAGUCAUAGACCUCAGUCGGGAACUCGCGACUCUGAAAGUCCAGGUGCAGCGGGAAGCGGCGAUUUUGGAAGAGUGUCAGCGUCUUCGCGUGAGCCUUGAGAAGCAGAAGGAGAGAGAAGGCGAACUCGAGAGUUUACUAAAAUGCAUCAUCUGCGUCUCUCGAACUCGCAGCGUCGCGCUGGCGCCCUGUCUCCACUUUUACUUUUGCCACUCCUGCAGUCAAGGCUUGACUCAGUGCCCAAUCUGCAGAGGAAAAAUCGUCUCCCGCAUACAAGUGAAACGCGAGCAGGGGGCGGACGAAGAGAGCGACGCAGAAAGCGUGUAAAGGCGCAAUCAGAGUCGCAGGAGCAACGGCGAAGGUGUGCGCGGUAGUAACGGGAUGAAUUUUGUCGUAGAAAUGGAGUGCGUUUUCGGUGGUAGUACGGAACAUGUUUAGGACUCCAUGUGGUGGGAGAGUUAGGCAAAAUGGUGUAGGAAGAAUGGGGUGUAUGUACACCUGGAUGUUUCCGGGUCUGUCGGCGCGUUGCCAGAUCUGUGUGUUUCAGGCUCGGCUUUUCAGUUCUGGGGUGGUCGCGGAACGGUAGUUUUCCUGGCGAAUGCGGUCGAUUUUUGUUGUCACGUAAAUCAACUGUGCGUGAGAAACCAGAGAGACGAACACGCAGGCUGGGUUCGACGCUCGUUUCUUGUUGUUUCGACUUCUCGGGCAGUUGACGCCUGAGGGGUUCUCACGAGUCGACCGCAGACGUGGCGUACGUUUGUCAAACGAGCGAGUUAGACCGGAAAACAAAAGUGAAUUUCAAGAGACGCGGG
Molecule: messenger RNA, 7051 nt
Organism: Toxoplasma gondii ME49
Lineage: Eukaryota; Apicomplexa; Conoidasida; Eucoccidiorida; Sarcocystidae
Exons: 12
Coding region: 1119-6566 (1815 amino acids)
Source: RefSeq, a predicted model, not a curated record